Molecule: messenger RNA, 955 nt
Organism: Neocloeon triangulifer
Lineage: Eukaryota; Metazoa; Arthropoda; Insecta; Ephemeroptera; Baetidae
Product: CD63 antigen-like
Exons: 6
Coding region: 222-938 (238 amino acids)
Cellular component (GO): membrane
Source: RefSeq, a predicted model, not a curated record
AGGGAGUCAAUUGACAUUCGUCAUCUCAUCAACCAAAACAGUAAAAAAAAAAACAAGCAGCACAGACACAGAGUACAGGAGCUUUAAGUUUAGAGCUAAAGUAACAAGAGACGACGAGUUCGGUUUCGAGUAAGCGGAAGGACGCAUCCGACGCAUAUUCUAAGUCUGUUCUCAUCGACUCCAUCCCAGCUUUAAAUCCGCGCCCAAAUCAACCGUUCAAAAUGAGCUGCACCUACUCAUGCAACAAACUGAUCCUCUUCACCGUCAAUUUAGUGGUCGCUAUCUGCAGCUUGGCCGUGCUGAUUGUGUGUUCCCUGGCGCUAAUCAACGUACAGCCUCUAUAUGAUCUGCAUAAUAUAACGCUAAAGGUGCCUGUACCCUUGGCUUUGUGGAUCAUCAUUGCUGUGGCAGGAGUAGCUUUCCUGCUGUCCUUCAUAGGUUGUUGUGGUGCCCUCAACGAAAGCAGCUGUCUUCUCUACUUGUUUGCUACGAUUCUGAGUAUCGUACUGGUGGUGCAGCUAGCUGUCGUUGGAUUCUCUUACUACAAGCAAGACGACUUCAAGGCUGAGAUUAACAAUGUCCUCAACUUAACUCUUUAUGACUACCCCAAGAGCAAGGACGGCAUUGUCCGCAAAACCUGGGAUGUCAUCCAAACUGAUUUAAAAUGUUGCGGAAUCAAUGGACCUGAGGACUGGCAGCACAUCUUCAACAAUGAUACUCUGCCCAAUGCUUGCUGUGAGGCUGUCCCUGCUGAUGGUUCUUGCAAUGUCAGGGACGAAGAAUCUUCAGCCUUCAAAACUGGCUGUUUAGAGGUCAUAGUUAGCAAAUUAGACCCCGUCUUCAUGAGCGUCUUGAUUGUUGGCAUCCUCGAGCUUCUAGGUAUCAUUAUUGCUUGCUGCCUGUCAUCUUCAAUCACUGCCCAGUACCGAACCGUGUAGAGCUCUCAGUUUGUAUU